UCUAGUCUAGAAUUCUGAAUAGUACUAUUAUUAUUAUAAUUAGUAUUAAUUUGUUGCAAUUUGUAUUAAUUAACUGUAUAAUCACUGUUAUAAUGUGUAUUAUCAUGAAUGAUAAAUUAUUUAGUCUACACUAGUACAGUAGUCACUACUACUAAUCUAUAACUCCACUGUCACUACACUACAGAUCUAGAUGUAGACUGUACAGACAAAUGAUUGACCAAUUAUAAUCUAGAUUCUAGUUCUAGUCGACUUAAUGAUGUCAAUAUGAUCAGAACUUCAAGUUAAUCUAGUUGGCUGGCUUAGACUUAGAAAGAAAGAAUGAUUUAAAAUAAUAAAAAUGAUCAUUAGUCUUAGUCAUUAGUUAGAUCUAGAUGUGUAUAUUGUUAGAUAGCUAGUUUAGAUAGUUGGGUUGCGCACUUCAUUAGGCCCACAGUGAACGUACAUUUUAUAGUGACGACGUAGACUUUGGGUUAGAGAUUAGAAUAGACUUUUAGAAAUCAGUUACUGCUAGACUGUUGAGGGGUAAACAUCAUUAUUAGUGACGGACUAGACUGUGGCCCAUUCUGUAUUAAAAGUUAUUCGAAGUUUCAUCUUGAAUCAACUUAGUCAUUUAGUCUUUGUUCCUAUUGGUACCUGUUUAUUCAUUCUUGUGACGGAUGUCAUAAUAAAGAAACUUGCAACUGUAAUUCAUCUUACAAGGUUCUACUCUUUUAACUAAAAAAAAGCUGUUUUAACAGACACAACAAUAUGAGAUUAUACAUGCCCCCAAUCAAGCAGUUGUAAGCAAAGUACUAGUGGACCACAAAAUAGUAGAUUCAUUCAUCAUGAGUCGACAGACAGCUCCUGGGCCCAAGAGCAGAACAAUACAAGUGAAUGCCCUGCCCAAUCCUGCAUUACCUAUGCAGACUUCCGAGCUAAGUUCAGCUGUCUGGGCAGGCUCAACCAAUGGCACCUCAGAUCUUGCCAGCUAUUUUGAGUGUCCAGUUUGUUUUGAUUAUGCACUGCCUCCCAUCAUGCAGUGUCAAAGUGGUCACAUUGUAUGUCAGUCCUGUAGACAGAAACUUACCAUGUGUCCAACUUGUAGAGGUCCUUUAGGCAACAUCCGUAACUUGGCCAUGGAGAAAGUGGCAGCAUCUGUGCUUUUCCCCUGUAGAUAUUCCAACAAUGGAUGCCAGUCUACCCUGCUACACACAGAGAAAAGUGAUCAUGAAGACACUUGUGAACACAGGCCUUAUACAUGUCCAUGUCCUGGGGCCUCCUGCAAAUGGCAAGGCUCACUUGAACAAGUUAUGCCACAUCUCAUGCAGUCCCAUAAAAGCAUAACCACAUUGCAAGGUGAAGACAUAGUUUUUCUGGCAACAGAUAUUAAUCUCCCGGGAGCAGUGGACUGGGUGAUGAUGCAAUCAUGUUUUGGUCACAAUUUUAUGCUUGUCCUUGAAAAGCAGGAAAAAAUUGAUGGGCUUCAAAUGUUCUAUGCUAUUGUUCAGCUUAUAGGCACACGAAAACAGGCUGAGAAUUUCAUAUACAGGUUAGAACUUAAUGGCCACAGGCGCAGGUUAACCUGGGAGGCAGCGCCAAGAAGCAUCCAUGAUGGUAUACAGUCAGCCAUAGCCAGCAGUGAUUGCCUAGUGUUUGACACCAACAUAGCUCAGUUGUUUGCUGAUCAUGGCAACCUGGGGAUCAACGUCACUAUCACCAUCUGCGAUAGAUAGAUGAACUCACUCCUGCCCAAUGUUAAUAUUGAAACAUAAACAAAAAUGUAUUUGUUUUGGUCCUCUGUUGUUAUCCAUUGUUGUCUACAUCAUUACUUCCCCUUGUCAUGCAAAUGGUUGGUUUGAUACAGGUAUCAACUUAUCCACCAACAAAUAUUUGUACAUAGUUUCAUAUCUUCUCUUACAGGUAAAUAACACAUGCCAUUUUGAAGUCAUUUUAAUAAACAAAUCUCUAUGUAAUUAGCAAAGGAGACAAUAUCUUGUGGGAAUUCAAGAGUUGAUUGAAUCUAAGCUAUUGUCUUUUUUCCCGGCCAAUAGUCAAAAGUAAAUACUUAAUGGCAUAUCAUAUAUGCACCUUUUCACAUCACAAUGCUGACCAGUUUUCUUGAAAUUCUUCAUGCUGUACCUAUUGUGAUCAGGAAUAUAUGGUCAUCUUACGCAAAACAAAACACUUUGUGGUUUUAACCCAUUUUUUGUGUUGCAGGAAAUGUUACAUUUUUUAAAUGCAAAGUUUGAAGACUUGUGAGUUAAUAGUUCAGUGAUGGCUGACACAGGCUGCUGUGCAUUGGUCAGGAUAUACUUAAAAGUAUAUUUAUCAUGUAUUUAUUUAAUAUAUUCUGUUCAGGGCUUUUCCCAGGUUGAUUUGUUGAACUUUGUGGAUCUUUGAUUGGGGUACAUUUAUGCUUAGUUCCAUUGGCAUUUGACAAUGGUUUAGCUAAGUGUACUGGUCUUUAUAAAAAUGUCCAUCAAACUUUGGAUUGAUAAUUUACCAAGUUCAGUGCAUGGAUUGAUGUGCUGGGAUUCUUUACCUUGGUGAAAAUUGUUCCCAAGUUUGAUCAGUAAUAGAUUUAAAAAAACAACAUACUUUCCAUUAUGAGAAAUAGCUUGAAAUUUAUAAUGGUCACAGACUAUUUUAUCAUUUUUUAUAGUUACAUCUGAAGACACCUGCUUCUAACUUUCUUUAGACAGAAGACACAAAUGUACAUUUCAACCUUAGCAUUAGUGCUAGACUAGUCAGAAAGAUAAGGUGGAUGCUAAAAGUCACAUCUGUACAGAAGAUGUCCUAGUUGAUGAACUUAUGAUCUAGUGUUGUACUUAAAGUAGGUUAGCCCUUUAGUGAUCAUCAUCUUCCAAAGAGUUCCUUCAAGAGCAUGCAAUUUCCAUUCGCACAUCAACAAACUUUUUGCAACAUUCUAAUUUUUUGUUUUGUCCAUGUCCAGAGAGGAUACUAAAAAGGGAUUAAAUCUAAAAGAAACAGUUUAUAAGUCCAUGUAAUUGGACAUUUAAACAAAAAAUUAUUAAUGGUAGCAUCAUUCAUUCAAGUUGAAUGAAUUUCAUGCUUCCUGUGUCCAACCUUUUAGGGUUAUCAUUUGAAUGUUGAAACUUUGGCCCAUUUCAUAAAUUGUUUGUCUUGGGUAUAAAUUCUCAUUUUUUCUCCUAAUAUACCCAAUCAGAAAAUGUUUCAUGAAACUCAUAGACAAAGUGUCUCAACCCAGUCAUUGUGGCUGCAAAAUGGUGAAGGUCCUGGGUUAGUCUAAUGCUUGCACAUGACUAAUGAUUUCCCCCCGCAAAUGUUUUGUUCAAUCCGUAGACAAGAGAUUGAAAUAACUGAAGUGAUUGGAAAAUAUAUAUUGAACUUCUAACUAUUGUAGAUAUUGAGCACUUCAAUCUACUGGAAUAGAUAGAGAUAGGCACAAUUUAGUCUUCAAUUGAGUCAUUAGUAAAAAAAAAAAUCCAGCCAUCAUAAAUCAUGUUCAUUCAUUGGCUAGACUGUGGGUAUUUUUUUGUGCCUUGUUUCUUGGGGCAGUCACAGAGUCAUUAGUCAAAUAGUUGAGUUUAAGGAACUCAUUUUAUGGACUCUAUUGACAUAUGGUCUCAUUUUUUUUUUUUUCAUUUGAAUGUUUCACUGUUUUAAUGUUUAUGUGCAGGUUAUUUUCAUUGCAAUAUCAUCACUUUAUCAAUGAUCCCUUUGUGGGAGAAUGCAUUGUCUUAUUUUAUGUGCUAGCUCCCAGUGUGCUAUUUGUAGAUUUACAGUGGGGACAGAUCUUUAUGAAUAAUAUAAUAAUUUAUCACACCAUAGUUUGUAUUUUGUGUCUAAUGUUAGAAAUUUUUAAUUUUCUUUUUGAUUGACAUCAGUGAUAAGAUUUCCACAUUGUACUCAUUACUUCCCCAAUUCUCAUCAUUGAGAUGUUGGAUCAGAAUGUUAUUCCUUUGUCUCAACGUUAGUUAAAGAUAGUGCAGACUUUUGUUUUUACAUUGCAGUAUCCUGCUCUUAUUUCCCAUGGAACAUUUUCCUUUUUAUUAAAUGUCAAGAUCUGUCUGUUCCUUCGUACCGAGGGUAAUGGGCUUGGAGGGAUGCUCUAUUUUCUGAGAAAGAUGUCUGAUUGAUUGACUGGGUUCACGUGUUAUUUAUUCCUGUAGGUAGAUACGAGUGUCUCAAUGUGUCUGUGUCCAAGGUGCCUUCUGGUUGUAGAUGGCUGUUUCUAUUUUAGCCUUUUCCUAAUUUUAUCUAAAAGAAAAAAAUAGAAUUAUUUUAUGAAUAGUUUUUUUUUUUUUUAAACUAAAGAGAUGUUAAGAGAGGUCAAGAGCAUUUGAAAAUAACAGACAGAAAAGAGGGUGGAGUAUUAUGCUAAGAUUGUAGAAAGGUCUGAUAAUAUAAAAUAAAAACACAAGCCAGUAUAUCAUGACAGUUUGGACUACUAAAACUUUGUUUUUCAAUUUCAAGAAAUUGUCAUGUAUAGUGAUGUAGGAGCAGUCCUUAAGUUGUAUUCCACUAAACAUGCCUGCCAAGUGUUUGGUGUCUGUGUACAUAGAUUGAAUGAAGUCAUUAGUUGAACACUUUAUCUCUGUCAUUGUUCACCUGUACAAACUCCCUCCAAAGUCUAGGAUUCUAUAUUCUCACUUAUUCGUUGGUUGCUUUGAUAUUCUCUUAUCAUUGGUGACACGUUCUGUCAGACUCAAACUCAACUAAAAUAUAAAAUGAAAUAUAAACUCCUAUAUUCUUUUAUUAUUCAAUGCUUUGAAGAUUAAAACCAUAAGUUAGUUUGUGGUUCCUUGAUUUUUUUUCAAGAAUAGUAAUUUUUGUGUCUUUAUUACUGUCAAAACACUUUUAUAGUUCAGUGAAGAAAAGUUCUUACAUCCUGGCUUAAUAUCAAGGACUAGAAAGUAAAAUCAUUUUCGAUGCUGUUUUGACUUUGUCAUUCUCAACUAGCUUCUCUUUUUUUUAUAAGCUGGCUUGGUUUUACCAACGUACUGACAUUGUCCUUUUGACAGAACGUGCCACAUUGAUUUGAUUGUGGGAAUAUUGCACACAGGACUUGAAGUAGAGGUUUUGUUGUGGCUAUGUUGCACACAGGACUUGGAAGUAGAGGUUUUGUUGUGGCAAUGUUGCACACAUAAAAAGUUUUGUUGCUCUUAUUUUGGAUAAAAUCCUUGUCUGAAAUUUCUCACUGCAUGUUUGAUUAAAAUGUAUUGAUACAUUACAA
This is a messenger RNA of Biomphalaria glabrata, 5197 nucleotides long. Its product is annotated as E3 ubiquitin-protein ligase SIAH1-like. The record is from RefSeq and is a predicted model, not a curated record. Gene Ontology annotation, biological process: multicellular organism development; proteasome-mediated ubiquitin-dependent protein catabolic process. The transcript is spliced from 8 exons. NCBI's taxonomy places the organism in Eukaryota, Metazoa, Mollusca, Gastropoda, Planorbidae. Gene Ontology annotation, molecular function: ubiquitin protein ligase activity; zinc ion binding; ubiquitin conjugating enzyme binding. The coding region runs from base 825 to 1712 and encodes 295 amino acids. Gene Ontology annotation, cellular component: cytoplasm.